UCACGUCAAAAACAAAACAAAACUACGUCACUUUAAUAACGAACGUCACCGGUUAUAAAUGCAUUCAGCCACCGCGCAUGCGCCAAAAGCUAAGACGGCCAGUGUAUUCAAGAGAACCGAACGCACCUAACCUAUAUCGGUGCCCAACGGUCGCGCGCGAAAUAAACUUUCGGAAUUCGAAAUUCGAACGGCAAUUUAGUUUUUUGAAUUUGGAAUUUUGUGCCAGUGUUUUAGUGUGGUUUUUGUUUGUUUUCAGUGAUUUUGAUUGAAGUUUGUGUUGUGCUGUUGGAAAGUCGUUGGAUUUUGAGAACCAAUGGCGACCUGACACACCCCCCCUUGCGCUGACCAUGCGCUAUGCGCUCGUUGAACGAGACAGCAUGCGCGGCGCUGCUGGAAGACGUGCGCUGGGACGAGCCUACCAGCCUCGUGUCUCUCGCCGUUCUCGCUCUCAUCGACGUGCUCGUCAUUGCAGGCAACUGUCUGGUGAUCGCCGCUGUCCUGUGCUCGUCGAAACUGCGCAGUGUCACAAAUCUAUUCAUCGUAUCAUUGGCGGUCGCCGAUCUUCUGGUUGGAGUAGCUGUGUUGCCGUUUUCCGCCACUAGGGAAGUUUUCGAGAUAUGGAUAUUCGGCGGUGUCUGGUGCUCUGUCUGGCUGGCCGUAGACGUGUGGAUGUGCACAGCCUCCAUACUGAACCUGUGCGCCAUCUCUCUCGACCGAUACGUGGCCGUCACCCGUCCCGUCAGCUACCCUAGCAUCAUGAGUAGAAAGAGAGCCAAGGCGCUGAUAGCUGGGCUGUGGGUUUUGUCGUUUGUCAUCUGUUUCCCGCCGCUGGUCGGAUGGAAGGAUAAGAAGACAGAAGAAGCCGAGCUGAAAGACGGCUGGUCCCCCAACCCCCACUGCCCCUGGACGUGCGAGCUGACCAACGACGCAGGCUACGUCGUCUACUCCGCUCUCGGCUCCUUCUACAUCCCCAUGUUCGUUAUGCUGUUCUUCUAUUGGAGGAUUUAUAAGGCCGCUGUGAGGACUACUAAGGCGAUUAACCAGGGGUUCAGGACUACGAAAGGCAAAGGCAUGGGCAACAGAUUCGACGACAACAGACUGACACUACGGAUCCACAGAGGCCGAGGGUCCACUAGGCCUCACGGCUCUCCUCUAUCGACGGCCUCGAAUCAUUCUACGAGUACAUCGCUCAGUGCCAGCCCUGAGAGACUUAGAAGACAUUCCAGUGCCCGACGUGCGCAUGAAAAAGUCAAAAUCUCUGUCUCCUACCCGUCGUCAGAACAGAUCUGUCAGACGCACGAGAACUCCCGGUCUCCCAGUAGAUCCCCAAGCCCCUCGCUGUACGCUGUUCACUACGAGCGCGACGGCAGAGAAUUGACUGAAAGCAGACUGAGAGUCAGACCGCCACAUCAUUUGGCCCCGGGGCCGCUGUACGAUGAGUUCGAUGACAAGCCUAGGGCCACGAGAAGAAUGGGGAAGAGGAAUAUAAAAGCUCAAGUAAAACGCUUCAAAAUGGAGACCAAAGCAGCCAAGACCCUCGGCAUCAUCGUCGGAGGCUUCGUCUUCUGCUGGCUCCCCUUCUUCAGCGUUUAUGUCGUGAGGGCCUUUUGUGGGGACUGCGUGCCUUCCAUCAUCUUCUCCGUGCUGUUUUGGCUGGGUUACUGCAACUCGGCUAUUAAUCCGCUUAUUUAUGCUCUGUUUUCUAAGGACUUUAGGUUCGCAUUCAAACGUAUAAUCUGCAAGUGCUUCUGCGGGCGCGCGGGCGCGCGGCGGCGGUCGGACGGCUCCGCGCGCCGCGCCGAGCCCAAGCCUCACGAGACUUCGUUGGAGGAACAGGAUAUCUCUAACAGCACGAGCAAUGACAGGUGACGUCAAACCCCGCGACGGCAAAACCCCCAAUUCCAGGCUACCGUCGCGUGUGUUUAGCAGGGACAGCGAGCCGUCACCUUUCUCCGAUAGCUUCUUGCACCGUCAUCAUUCCAAUCGAACGCCCUUAAAAGCUUCCUUCAAGAAUCUCUAGUGCCUGAAAUGGUCAAAAAAGAAAGAAAAUGCAAUAUUUAAUGGUCGUAAGCUGCGAAUAUUAUUUGAUGUCUGAUAUAUCUAUUUAAAAAAAACUAUGAAUUACUAAAAUAUUAAAUCAAAACCGCCGAAAAACACAAAUUAGAACUCUUAAUCGCAGAUAAGCUGGAGGUGUCAAAAAAACUUGAAGACCUAAUGAACAAUGAACUGUAGAAAUAAACUUAUUACUUAAUACUUGGAAUCAGCAAAAAAUUGUCCCGUGAAUGAAUUAGGCAUUCUCAAAGGUGAAUGCUGAAAACAAAAAGUUAUAAUUGUGUUGGUGGUUAUUGUAGAUAAAAACUUGUACACAACUAUUAUAGAGAACCAAGUAUUAUAGAGAACCAAAUAAAAAUUGAACUCCGAGACCUUGCAAACACUUUAUUUCUGAUUUGAAGCCCCACAAAAAAUUGUCCCAAAAUGCCAUAGAAAAAGCCGUAGAAUAUCAAUUUUAGUAGCUUUACGCAUACACAGAUAUUUCAUAGAAAAGUCGAGAAAAAUAACCGCAAAACGUAGCUUAAUUAAGUAUUAAACGAGUAUGAAAAUACGAAAAACGCGGGACUUCACAAAUCUAUUCUACAAAAUAGAGGUAACGGAGUAGAAAAGAUGAGACAAAGUUGAGUUGGAUUUAGGCUCUGAAUCAACAGGGACAAAAAGAAAGAGAGAUGGUAAAGAGCUUAUCUAAUUCUUCUAAAAUGGCCUUAAUUUACAUUAGUGAAUAUUAGUGAAGGUGAUGGACUCUUACGUGUAUUUUACUAAAGACUGUUAUAUAUAGCUAUAAAGAUAUAAUGUAAAUAUUUAUUGUGUGUUUGUUGGAGGGACUAAUUGGCGUGUUAGAUUUUAAUGGAAGACAGGUGGCAUCCAUAUUGGAAGUAGCUGCAGGGGCGUAGCUAGAGGAUAUGGUACCCAGGGCAGUCACCAAAUUUGCGCCCCCUGACGACUGACAAAAGUUUCCCUGCUGCCUUUUGCCCAUUUUGGCGUCCCUCCUUGGAUGGCGCCCGGGGCACUUGCCCCCUCUGCCCCCCGCCCCUAGUUACGCCACUGAGUAGCUGUACUGGAUCUGCAAAGAAAUACUAAAAAGAAAAUUAUUUGUCUCAGUAGUUCGGUUAGCGGCCAUCUUGAGCCUUCGACGUUGCAACAAACGGCAUGCGAUUUUAGAUAAUUGCGGAUAACGCAGCGUACUACGUUGGCGAACAACACGCGAACGCGAAGUGAAGCGAUGCGGCGCGGGGUGAAUCAAUCCUUUGAUACCAAUAGAAGUGAAAAUCUUCGUAGCUUGUUCGAAGACCGUACUUACGAUAUUAUCAUCAUAUGUUAACUUAAAUUAGAACCAGUUUGUAGCCAUACGAUUAAAUAAAUAAAUAAUCUCAAUCGUUCAUGUUGCACAAACACAAAAACAUCUUUAUUUAAUCCUUCAAGUUAUUUAAAACUGCAUUUUUGAAGUGUUUGUUUAUAGUAAAAAAAUCGUGAGUUUAAACCUCGGUCGCGCCGAUAAGAGUAGAAAAAAUCGUUCUGGACGAAAUGCAAAAAGAUGAGUAAAAAUUCGUUCUAGAUAGGAUCAUUAUCAUAUAAGCAGACGAUAGAAAAAAGUUAGAAAAAGUUAUAGUUUUUUUUUCUCUCUUUAUUUAAGAGCUUGUCACCGAGGUGAACAUGCUUUUUGUUAAGUUUAAUGUUUUUUCUAACCUAACACGAAUUUAUAGUACAGUCUGUGGUCAUUUCAAAAUGGAUGCCGCCUCGUAUACUAGUCAAAGAUCUCGAUGUUCCUCGUAAUUCGGUGUCAUGUCUCCUCGGUUAGAGUGUAUCUGUACGUGAUUGUAUUUGUAACAUUAUGUAAAUACAAUUAUAUGAGAUGUU
Cydia strobilella is the source of this 3909-nucleotide messenger RNA. RefSeq names its product octopamine receptor Oamb (gene Oamb). Gene Ontology annotation, biological process: cell-cell signaling; adenylate cyclase-activating adrenergic receptor signaling pathway; positive regulation of cytosolic calcium ion concentration. Gene Ontology annotation, molecular function: alpha1-adrenergic receptor activity. NCBI's taxonomy places the organism in Eukaryota, Metazoa, Arthropoda, Insecta, Lepidoptera, Tortricidae. Bases 355 to 1869 code for a protein of 504 amino acids. Gene Ontology annotation, cellular component: plasma membrane. The record is from RefSeq and is a predicted model, not a curated record. The transcript has 11 exons.